GGUUCAACCGCCAUUGGAUCGUCAAUCUCUAUUCUCUAUUCUCUAGUACCCAGCCCAGCAGAUAAACCUAAACCUACCUCAUAUGUAAGCGGGCGAUUUGUUGACAAUUUGAAACUGUGAAAAACCCUUAUUCUUAAAAACAGUUGUUCCUUCUCCAAUCGGAUUAGGAUUGGGAUUCAAAUCCUGAACAAUAAAAACUUCACUCCUUGCUCUUCUAUUCAUUACCCAAUUACCCUGAUUCAACUCCUUCUGCGCGCUCUCGCCUCGCACUUCCAACUUUGCUUCCAGUCUCACGCCUCUCCCGUUAUUGUCGCCUUCAUCCAAUCAGUUUCUUGAGGGGUCAAGAAGUAGAAGACUUAUUUUGCUGAUAUUGAGGAACAUGCAGAAACCUGUAGAGGGAGAGGUUACUGGACCAAUAGACCUUGACAAGACAACUACUACUUUGGAACCUGAUGGCGCCAGUGGUGGUGGUUUAUAUAUUCCUGGGAAGGAUCGUGUUGUUUUUAGACCUCCAGAGCGGAAAUCACUUCUUGGGCUAGAUGUGCUUGCAAGUGCGAAAAGAGGAGGAUCUACAAUAGAGAAUUCAUUUAAAGUUCCAAGGGAAAGAGUAGCUACUGUUGUGUCAGCUAUAGAUGAAGAGACUUCUACUGAGACUGGACAAUUAGAAGAUGUUCCAUCUAGAGGUUCACGCAGUCACACGAGUAGACGUUAUCGUGAUUCUGUUGCCAGCGAGACUUCUAUCUCAGGGAUUACAGUUACUGAAGAAGGACGAGAGAAUGAGACAGUCUUGAGGCCUCGCUCUGAUGAAGACUAUCAGGUUCCAACUCCAUCUACUGGAAGAUCAAGGACUAAGAGUUCAUCCCAUGAUUUUGAUUAUGGGAGGGAAAGGAAGUCCCGGGAUGACUAUAGGAGCAAAAGCAGGGAGGUAAAGAGAGAUAGAACUGAUGGGGAAGAGCAUCGCCAUAGGGAAUCAUCACGCAAUCAUGGAAAAGAAUACAAUGAUGACAGCAGAAGAAAAAGAAGUAGAUAUGAAAGCCCCAGGAAUACACGUGGAAGAUCUGACUGGGAUGAUGGCAGAUGGGAGUGGGAAGAUACACCUCGUCGAGAUAGUUCCUCCUAUAGUAGCAGCCGACGCCAUGAACCUUCACCAUCCCCAAUGUUUAUUGGGGCCUCUCCUGAUGUGCGACUUGUUUCCCCGUGGUUGGGAGGCCAUACACCUCGUUCUGGAGCUGCUUCUCCUUGGGACAGUGUGGCUCCAUCUCCAACUCCAAUACGAGCAUCUGGUUCUUCUGUAAGAUCUUCAGGUUCCCGAUAUGGUGGAAAAUCCAGUCGGCUUUCUUCUUCUGCUAAUGCUGCUCAAUUGUCUGAGGAUGAUGGAGACGAUAGAAUUCGUGGAUCUGAAGACGACAAUCAGGGGAUGGAGAUCACUGAAAGUAUGCGUCUAGAGAUGGAGUACAAUUCUGAUCGUGCCUGGUAUGAUAGAGAAGAAGGCAGCACUGUGUUUGACACGGAUAGAUCCGCACUGUUUUUAGGUGAUGAGGCCUCUUUUCAGAAAAAAGAGGCAGAGUUGGCCAAAAGACUGACUCGAAAGGAUGGCACUAAGAUGUCACUUUCCCAGAGUAAGAAGCUAUCACAGCUAACUGCAGACAAUGCACAGUGGGAAGACCGUCAGCUUCUGAGAUCUGGAGCUGUUAAAGGCACUGAGGUGCAAACAGAAUUUGAUGACGAGGACGAAAGGAAGGUUAUCCUUCUUGUUCAUGAUACAAAACCCCCUUUUCUGGAUGGAAGGAUUGUCUUCACAAAGCAAGCUGAACCAGUAAUGCCAAUCAAGGACCCCACAUCAGAUAUGGCCAUAAUAUCUCGCAAAGGCUCAGUUCUUGUUCGUGAAAUACAUGAAAAACAAAGCAUGCAUAAAUCUCGUCAACGAUUUUGGGAACUUGCUGGGUCAAAACUUGGUGAUAUCUUAGGAGUUGAAAAAACAGCUGAACAGGUUGAUGCAGAUACUGCUGCAGUGGGUGAACAAGGUGAGGUUGAUUUCAAGGAAGAAGCUAGGUUUUCACAACAUUUAAAGAAAGGGGAAGCAGUAAGCGACUUUGCAAAAUCCAAUACAAUCUCACAGCAAAGGCAGUAUUUGCCCAUUUUUUCUGUCCGCGACGAGUUACUGCAGGUGGUUCACGAAAAUCAGAUUGUGGUGGUUGUUGGAGAAACUGGUUCAGGGAAGACAACACAAUUGACCCAGUACUUACAUGAAGAUGGCUUUACAACAAAUGGGAUAGUUGGUUGUACCCAACCAAGGCGUGUCGCAGCUAUGAGUGUUGCAAAAAGAGUUAGUGAAGAAAUGGAAACUGAUCUUGGUGAGAAAGUAGGAUAUGCUAUUCGCUUUGAAGAUGUGACUGGGCCUAACACUGUUAUCAAGUACAUGACAGAUGGUGUGCUUCUACGUGAGACACUGAAAGAUUCUGAUCUUGAAAAAUAUCGUGUUGUUGUAAUGGACGAGGCACAUGAGAGAUCAUUGAACACUGAUGUGCUGUUUGGAAUACUUAAAAAGGUUGUUGCCCGGCGGCGUGAUUUUAAACUUAUCGUGACAUCUGCCACACUCAAUGCUCAGAAAUUUUCUCACUUUUUCGGAAGUGUACCAAUAUUCAACAUUCCUGGGAGAACAUUUCCAGUUCAAAUCAUGUAUAGCAAAAGCCCUUGUGAAGAUUACGUAGAGGCUGCAGUAAAACAGGCUAUGACCAUCCACAUAACUAGUGCACCAGGUGAUAUACUCAUAUUUAUGACCGGUCAAGAUGAGAUUGAAGCUACUUGUUAUGCACUUCAAGAGCGAAUGGAACAGUUAGUCUCCUCAGCAAAACAGGCUGUACCGAAGCUACUUAUUCUUCCUAUUUACUCCCAACUGCCAGCUGAUUUGCAGGCUAAGAUAUUCCAGAAGGCCGAAGAAGGAGAGCGCAAAUGUAUUGUUGCCACAAAUAUUGCUGAGACAUCCUUAACUGUUGAUGGAAUUUUUUAUGUUAUUGAUACUGGUUACGGUAAGAUGAAGGUGUACAAUCCACGAAUGGGUAUGGAUGCUCUCCAAGUUUUCCCUGUCAGUCGUGCAGCAGCAGACCAGCGUGCUGGGCGAGCUGGUAGAACUGGGCCCGGUACUUGUUACCGACUUUAUACUGAGAAUGCAUACCAGAAUGAAAUGUUGCCAAGCCCUGUACCCGAAAUUCAGAGGACGAAUCUUGGCAAUGUAGUAUUGCUGCUCAAGUCGCUCAAGAUUUCAAAUUUGUUAGAUUUUGAUUUUAUGGAUCCUCCUCCUCAGGAAAACAUACUCAACUCCAUGUAUCAGCUGUGGGUAUUGGGUGCACUCAAUAAUGUAGGGGAUCUAACUGAUCUUGGUUGGAAAAUGGUGGAGUUUCCAUUGGACCCUCCUCUUGCAAAGAUGCUUUUGAUGGGGGAACAACUAGAAUGCCUAAAUGAAGUUCUCACCAUUGUAUCGAUGCUUUCGGUACCUUCAGUUUUCUUUAGACCCAAGGAUAGGGCAGAGGAGAGUGAUGCUGCUAGGGAGAAAUUUUUUGUACCGGAAUCCGAUCAUCUCACCCUGCUGAAUGUCUACCAACAAUGGAAGGCGAACCAGUACCGAGGUGAUUGGUGUAAUGACCAUUUCUUGCACGUCAAAGGUUUGCGCAAAGCUAGGGAGGUUAGAUCUCAACUGCUGGAUAUACUGAAGACCCUCAAAAUUCCACUUACCUCAUGUGGCCCCGAUUGGGACAUCGUGAGAAAGGCAAUCUGUUCUGCAUAUUUUCAUAAUUCAGCUAGACUCAAGGGGGUGGGUGAAUAUGUGAAUUGCAGGAAUGGAAUGCCAUGUCAUCUGCAUCCCACUAGUGCACUGUAUGGGCUGGGUUAUACACCCGAUUACGUGGUUUAUCACGAGUUGAUCUUAACAACGAAGGAGUAUAUGCAGUGUGUGACCGCAGUGGAGCCUCAGUGGUUAGCGGAGCUGGGACCCAUGUUUUUCUCUAUCAAGGAGUCGGAUACAUCCAUGUUAGAACACAAAAAGAAGCAAAAGGAAGAAAAAACCGCCAUGGAAGAAGAAAUGGAGAAUUUGAGGAAGGUGCAAGCAGAGAUUGAUAGAAGAAACAAGGAGAAGGAGAGGAAGAAGAGGGAGAGGCAGCAACAACAAGUUUCAAUGCCUGGGUUGAAGCCCAAGACUUCUACUUACCUUAGACCUAAGAAACUUGGGCUGUAAGUGUAUAACAUUUCAUGUGAUGAUUUUUGACAUGUAUUCAUUGACGGCUUGUAAGUUGUGUAAGGAAGGAAGGAUCAUUACACUUGGUAGUAUUCAACUGUUAGUACAGUUUUUAACUAUGAAUCAACUCAGGGAACUGAAUUUGUAAUA
This is a messenger RNA of Ipomoea nil (Japanese morning glory), 4381 nucleotides long. RefSeq names its product pre-mRNA-splicing factor ATP-dependent RNA helicase DEAH7. Gene Ontology annotation, molecular function: ATP binding; RNA binding. The transcript is spliced from 18 exons. The coding region runs from base 380 to 4231 and encodes 1283 amino acids. The record is from RefSeq and is a predicted model, not a curated record. Gene Ontology annotation, cellular component: spliceosomal complex; intracellular anatomical structure. Lineage: Eukaryota; Viridiplantae; Streptophyta; Magnoliopsida; Solanales; Convolvulaceae. Gene Ontology annotation, biological process: mRNA splicing, via spliceosome.